GAGAGGCCAGAGAGCAGCUUAGCUAGCCAUCCAUCGGCAUCGUUAGUUCAUCACACACGCGAGGCAGAGAGGACAAGAGAGAGCGCGGAGGAGCAAAGAUGGUGAAGAUCCCGAGCCCGAGGAGGCUGUUCAGGAGCCGGUCAAGGAGCACGCUGGGCGGCGGCGGCGGGGUGGACAUGUGCGCCAUGGUGGCCGAGCACGAGAGGAUCGAGUGGGAGGUGCGGCCCGGCGGGAUGCUGGUGCAGAAACGCCGGGGGCCGGAAAACGACGGCUGCGACGCAGAGGAGGCCAUCAUGGUGAGGGUGUCCACCGCCGGCGGCGGGUGGCAGCACGACGUGCCCAUCGACGCCACCGCCACCUUCGGCGACCUCAAGGUGCUUCUGUCGCUGGCCACCGGCCUCUGGCCGAGGGAACAGCGGCUACUGUACCGAGGCCGAGAGCGGGACGACGGUGACCACCUGCACAUGGCCGGCGUCCAGGACAAGGACAAGGUGCUCCUCCUGGAGGACCCCGCCGUCACCGAGCGGAAGCUCCUGUCCACCAGCCUCGCGCAGCUCAUGGGGGUGCCCUGCCAUUCCUUCAUCCAAGUCUAAGAAACCCACGCCCCAUCAGCUGUUCUCGCUGUUUAUUUGGGCCAAGAUCGGUUUGAGGUGCGUUAGUUAAGCGUUUAACUGCAUUCUUUUCAAUCUUUAGAGUUUUUUUGGGUUCAAUCAGGGCUUGGAUUUGGCCGAUUGAAUCGAAAAACGGGCAGCUUUAGGAUACAAUACACUACAGUACAUGUUGUAAAAUAUUGUAAUUUGUGUAAGCAGACAAUGACAGUGUCACAGUGAUUGUGUUUUCUAGUACAAAUGUGUACAUGUGUGUUUUUAUUCUUUGUUGCUGGCUCCAUGUACAUCCUUUCCAUGGAAUUAGCAACAUAGUUCACACUGUACAGUGAUUGUAAUUUGUGUAAGCAAGCAAUGACAGUGCCACAGUGAUUGUGUUUUUUACUUCCUCCGUUCCAAAAUAGAUGACUCAACUUGAGUCAUCUAU
Messenger RNA from Triticum dicoccoides, 1032 nucleotides. Its product is annotated as BAG family molecular chaperone regulator 1-like. Bases 99 to 593 code for a protein of 164 amino acids. The record is from RefSeq and is a predicted model, not a curated record. The transcript has a single exon. Gene Ontology annotation, molecular function: protein binding. Lineage: Eukaryota; Viridiplantae; Streptophyta; Magnoliopsida; Poales; Poaceae.